AUGCCGGCUGGCCGUUUGGCUUCCGAGCAUCUCUUUGCCAUUUUGGAAGAGGUGGAGCAGAAUGUAUCCCGACGCAAUGAAUCCCUUGCUUCUGGUGUCAACGAAGUAUCACUGCAAGAGUUGAGAAGGAAGAUGCCAUUCUAUGAGGUGGCUUUAUCCCCUAACUCACCUAUUGACAUUCCUGGGAGGCGGAAUUCGUUGAGCCGACAAAACACGAAAAAUCGAAAGGAUUCACCACGCCGUUCGCUGAAAGGUCGGCAGCCGACUGAGACAGAGUUUUCGAUCACAGACAGCAUUUUAGCAGCCCAGAAAGAGCAGGUCCUAUCGACACUCAAUGAUCUGUGCAAAACUGUGAAGGAAUUCGUGAACUUCUUCAUUCCACUGAAAUAUAAUCACGGUGUUUCGAAGAGAAUUUGGGGAGCACUAGACCGGAUGAUGCUGAGUAUACACCGACCUUCCGACGAGUCGCCUCCAGCACGUCGACGCAGCUACAUGAUCCGACCGCGAAGCACGGGUGCCCCGAAAGAAUUUGAAUCCGUGGAAGCCCGGUCGAGUUUCAAAACAUGUAGUAGUUGCCAAAUCGCACACGGCUAUCGAUCGUUUGAGGGUGCUUAUUCGCACUUAGAUCGCUAUCAUUUCCAGACGACUACCCAUCUUCUGCCUCCAGGAACCUUAGAGAUGGAAUGUGCUGCCUGGAUAUGUUCCGAGCAACAGCUAAGAGAUGAGGUUACGAACGAACAGCAACUGCAUCUACUCCGCAUCUGUCUUACGUAUCUCAGGCUUUUGCAAGCAAGAGCCAAGAAGCUUUACGACGGGAUUACCGCCAACCCUGACUCGGAAAUCUCACGGAAUCUACUUCCGAACGAUUUGGUGGGUUGCUUUGAGACCAGCGUUCUAUUCAUCCUGCAAGCUGCAGUAUCUCUUGUUGCUAUCAAGGACGAGAUACAUGCUUGGCACGACUGCUCAGUCUUCCUAAGGGAGGAAAACGAAACUCCAAUGGUGAGGCAUGCGCUUAUGCAACUUGGGAAGCUUGGGCAAUCUGCGCAGGCCUCUAUGACACGUGCCGAAAAGGUCAUGGCGCUUUCCGACCCGGAGACUGGUAUGCUGAGUAUGGGGCCGGUUGGACCCGAGUUCCUCGCCGUCGUCAUUAGCCAGAACCUACAGAGGAAAGAACUGCUCGAAAAGGCAGAUAUGGAUAUCUAUGGCCUCUACCAAAAGUGUGCUUCGAACUUACAAUACCAAAUCAACAGAUUCCCACGGAAGCGACUUCUGCCUGACAUCCACGAACUACAAGAGGAACUUUCCGUCAUAAAGCUUGUCAAUGACUGGCAGCAGAAAGCCUAUCACAAUUAUCUUUUGAUACUGGACCCCGAAUCUUACGCUUCCGCGCCGUCAGGUCGAGCAGCAUUCUUCACUUCAGAGAAAGACUGCCUUCAAGCAGAACUAAAGAAUCUGCGAUCAAAGGCCGCCGAGCUAGAUGCCCUCGAGAACCGUACCAGGCAGCUUAGAGAGCAACUGAAGCAGAGCGUAGAGAUCCUAGAAGAGGAUCAUGGCAAAGCAAUCCUGGUCUUUACAAUGAUCACGACGAUAUUCUUGCCUCUGUCUUUCAUCACCAGCUUCUUUGGCAUGAACACGGCUGAUAUCCGGACCACAGAUCGCAACCAAGGCUUCUUCUGGGCUAUUGCUCUGCCGAUCACAGUAAGCAUCGUUGGCAUAGCAGUCCUCUUCGCGUAUCAAGGCGACAAAUUGCACGACAUCCGGUAUAGGCUCAUCCACCGUCUUCGAGAGGACUGGGCAAACCGGAGGGCAUCCUCCGGUCAUGACUCCAGUCCAGAUGCCGAAAGACGAGUUAGUGCGCAUCCGUGGAAUUUGAGGAAACGCAAGGUCUUCUCAAGAAUUAAAGAAGAAUUCGACUCGGUAUUGCCGGUAUGA
This is a messenger RNA of Trematosphaeria pertusa, 1932 nucleotides long. RefSeq lists its product as uncharacterized. The transcript has 4 exons. Gene Ontology annotation, biological process: metal ion transport; transmembrane transport. The coding region runs from base 1 to 1932 and encodes 643 amino acids. The record is from RefSeq and is a predicted model, not a curated record. Lineage: Eukaryota; Fungi; Ascomycota; Dothideomycetes; Pleosporales; Trematosphaeriaceae. Gene Ontology annotation, cellular component: membrane. Gene Ontology annotation, molecular function: magnesium ion binding; cobalt ion transmembrane transporter activity; magnesium ion transmembrane transporter activity.